AUGUCGGAAUCUUCUCUCUACACAUGCAAUAACAGCCUUAGUUUCUCGUGCAAAGCUUUCUUGAUCUUCACAGCAAACCCUCCGUACAAUACAGUUCCCACAAUUUCAUCCCUCACGUUUUCCGACCAAUCAGAAAUCGCGAAACUCAACAACCUCAAAACGGUCGCGAAUUUUCCGACAGGACAAGAAAUCAUCGUACCUGUGGACUGCUCUUGCUCUUCGGAUAAUUACUACGAAGCCACCACCACUUACACUGUCCUAACCGAGUCCGAAAGCUACUUCUCAAUUGCAAACAAUACUUAUCAAGGAUUAUCGACGUGCGAUUCUCUUAAACAUGCGAAUAGUAAUCGGCCUUUGUCGUUUGGAAGUAAAUUGCGGGUCCCACUUCGAUGUGCUUGUCCAACGAGUGAACAAGAAGAAGAAGGAAUCAAGUUCUUGGUGACUUAUUCGAUCGGUUUUGGUGAUACUAUUUAUGCUUUGAGUAAACAAUUCAAUGUGAGUAAGAAGGGAAUAAGUGAGGCGAAUAUUUUUCCGACUAUUAUUUAUCCCUUCACAACUGUUUUAAUUCCUAUGAAAAACGAACCCUCGAGUUUGCAUACUUUAAACCGAAAUAUUAAUCCGAUCACCACAUCGCCUUUACCUUCUCCCAUUUUUCGUGAAAAUAAUAAAUCGAGAAUCGUUCUUUCGAUUGUCGGUAUAUCUGCAGGUGCUUUCUCUCUCUUGAUCUUGCUUCUUUUCUUGAUUUUGAUCUUUCUAUUUCGUAAGAGAGAAACAAGAAAUAUUACAGAGAAGAAUAAGGCGCGUAAUUAUUCUCCAAGGGAACUGGUUCUUGAAAUCGCGAGCUUCGAUCGAGCACUCAAAGUAUUCGAAUUCUCCGAAUUAAAAAGGGCGACGCGAAAUUUCGGAGCAAAGAAUAGAAUAAAGGGUAGCUCCGUUUACCGUGGAAUCUUACGACGGGAAAUCUUGGCCGUUAAAAAAAUCAACGGAAAAGCAGAUGAUGAGGUGAAGAUUCUGCAGAAGAUUAACCACUUCAACAUCGUAAAACUUCGUGGAAUAUUCUGCGGAGAGGGAAAAGAAUAUUCCUCUUCCUCGUACCUUGUCUACGAGUACAUGAGAAGCGGGUCCCUCCGAGAAUGGCUAAGCGGAAGAAUGCUGAGCUGGAGCCAGGCGAUCGGUAUAGCGCUCGACGUUGCAAACGGGCUUCUCUAUCUACACAACUUUGCCAGUCCAGCUUACGCACACAACAAUAUAAGCAGCGAAAACAUUCUCCUCGACGGAAAUUUAAGGGCAAAGAUUUCGAAUUUCAAUCUUGCAACAAAAAUCGACGGUAGUAUCGAUAAAACAGUUGCUACUAAGGUUGAUGUAUUUAGUUUCGGGGUGGUUCUAUCGGAGAUUAUAACCGCGGGGAAGUACUCGGUUUUCGAGAAAGGCGAUAGGGAAACAAUACUUACGACGAGUGUAGCUGCUACUAUGGAGAGCGAGAACGUAGAGGCUGCGUUGAGCGGGUUUGUGGGGCCCGGUUUAGUUGCUGGUGGAGGAAUGGAAUACGCUCUGCAGGUGGCGAGAUUAUGCUUCAGCUGCUUCAGACAAGAUCCGGCGGGUCGACCCGAAAUGGCAGAGGUUGUUUCGGUUCUUUUGAAAGUGCAGUUUAGUAUAGAGAAGCCAUUGUUGUGUAGUGUAGUUUGCAGUAAUGUGGAUUUGUGCAUGGAAGAUGAGAUUACUACUAGCUUCAGCUCAUCUUCCUUUGUGUUCUAG
Molecule: messenger RNA, 1755 nt
Organism: Erythranthe guttata (spotted monkey flower)
Lineage: Eukaryota; Viridiplantae; Streptophyta; Magnoliopsida; Lamiales; Phrymaceae
Product: lysM domain receptor-like kinase 4
Biological process (GO): protein phosphorylation
Molecular function (GO): protein kinase activity; ATP binding
Source: RefSeq, a predicted model, not a curated record